Molecule: messenger RNA, 599 nt
Organism: Zonotrichia leucophrys gambelii
Lineage: Eukaryota; Metazoa; Chordata; Aves; Passeriformes; Passerellidae
Product: serum amyloid A protein-like
Exons: 4
Coding region: 151-549 (132 amino acids)
Cellular component (GO): extracellular region
Source: RefSeq, a predicted model, not a curated record
UCCGAGUGAUGAUGGCUUCAUUGGUUUCAUGUGGAUCAUUUUGACUUAUUGGUCAAUUAUGGUCAAGCUGUGUCAAGGCUCUUGAAAGAGUCACGAGUUUUCAUUAUUAUCUUUUCAGCCUUCUCUCCCUGCCAGGCUUGGCCAGGAACCAUGAGGCUCUGGGUCUGCAUGGCGUUGCUCUCCGUUGUUCUGUGUGUGAGUGCUGAGAGACCAAGGAUAGUCCGAGGAGUAGCCCAGGCCGGAAAAUUUGCCCGGGAUGCAGUGGGAGGAGCAUGGGAUAUGUACAGAGCAUACAGGGACAUGCGUGAGGCGAAUUACAAAGGUGCUGACAAGUAUUUCCAUGCCCGUGGGAAUUAUGAUGCUGCCCGGAGAGGACCUGGUGGUGCUUGGGCAGCGAGAGUGAUCAGCGACGCCCGGGAGGGCUGGCAGAGCAGCGUGAGCGGCAGAGGCGCCGAGGACACCCGGCAGGACCAGGAGGCGAACAGAUGGGGCCGGAGCGGCGGGGACCCGAACCGCUACCGGCCCAAGGGGCUGCCCAGGAAGUACUAGCGCUGUACUCCGCUCCUGCCACACCUCGCUUUGUACGGCACAAUAAAGGA